Messenger RNA from Photinus pyralis (common eastern firefly), 903 nucleotides. RefSeq names its product THAP domain-containing protein 2-like. Bases 196 to 903 code for a protein of 235 amino acids. The transcript is spliced from 4 exons. The record is from RefSeq and is a predicted model, not a curated record. Lineage: Eukaryota; Metazoa; Arthropoda; Insecta; Coleoptera; Lampyridae.
UUACACGUGUUUUUUGUUUUACGAAAUUUGUCAUUAAAGGUGCUGUUUAAACUAAAAUUUGUAUUGCAAAUAAUCGGUUCUACGUAAAGACGUAGUUUAGUGUGUUAAAAGUUAAUAGAAAUGUAAGUAUUUUCUUAAUUGGGUAAUACAAUUUUGUUUGUUUGACGAAGGACAUGUGUCUAGUUUUUAGAUAUAAUGGGUGGGUGUGCCGCUGAAGGAUGCAGCAAUUCCGCAAAGAAAGGUUUCUUGAUGAAACGAUUUCCGAGGGACCCAAAAAGAAAGCAGGAAUGGAUGGAAUGGAUAAUCAAAAUGAAAAAAGGCAACUGGCAACCAACUGAUGCAAUGCGCUUAUGCGAAGUCCACUUUGGUCCCGAGAUGUGGGAAAAGACCCGCGUAGAUGGAAAGCGUGUACUAAAAUGUAAUGCUGUUCCGACAAUGUUUGCUUUCUCCAAAUCAACAUUAACAAGAAAAGCACCUACACCAGAAAAUACGUCAGUCCAAGAAUUAAAUCAAACCACGGAUUAUGGUAUCAGUGAUCCAGAACCUUUAACAUCAGCGGCAUCAUCAGACAUCCUUUCUGUCACGUUAGAUGAAAAUAUUCGAGAAUCGUCACCGUCAACCUUAACAGCUUCGACUUCAUUCAUUGAUGUUCAUAAAGACUGCAAAUCUAAAUUUUUGCGAUAUGAAAAAAUGUAUAUAAGAGAAAGACAAAAGGCCAGACGGUACAAACAAAUGUUAUGUAACAUUAAGAAGGAAAACAAAACCUUAAAAGAUAAGGCAAGCAAUAUUCCAGAUGAAUAUCCUAUAUUAAGAAAUAUUUUUAAUGAGGAUCAAGUAGAGGUUUUGAAGAAACGAAAAAGCAACCGAUCAAUUGUGGAGGUAAUGGCUAUGAGGAGCUGCUAA